Molecule: messenger RNA, 533 nt
Organism: Populus euphratica (Euphrates poplar)
Lineage: Eukaryota; Viridiplantae; Streptophyta; Magnoliopsida; Malpighiales; Salicaceae
Product: RING zinc finger protein
Source: RefSeq, a predicted model, not a curated record
ACUGGUCUAAAUAUCUUUUUGUCAGAUUUCACGGUGACCAAACAUUUCGUGACCCUGAGAGGAAAACUAGCAGGUUUCAGCAUCUUUCCUCUUAGUGGCUGCAUCAAUGAUUGUCAUGAUCAUACACAGACAUCAGGAUUUGAAAGCAGAGUCUUGAACUUGAGUGACAGGCCAACUGCACUGCAGAUAAGGGUUGGAUCAAUACUGAAAAAGGUGCAAACGUUGAAGCCUUGUUUUUCUAAGAGACGAAAAUGCAAGAGCAUAUACAAAGCCUACAUUCCUAAUAAGAGUGGCAGUACUAGUAAUGGAGGUAUGAAGAAAUAUUAAUAUGAUGAAGCACGUCACCUUUACAUUUGGGUGCAUGAUGGAGGUGAUUUCUCUAGGAUGGUCAAGCAGCAAUAUAUUAGCCUUGAGGAUUUGAGGGAUUAUUCUAAGAAUAGAAUUUUCAGGGAUCAUCAAAGAGGCUGCAUAUCGGUCUGCAAGAAACCCAAGCCUAGUUUUUGUUGACUUUUCAUUGAAUUUAGAUAGUUUGU